Molecule: messenger RNA, 2818 nt
Organism: Oryza sativa Japonica Group (Japanese rice)
Lineage: Eukaryota; Viridiplantae; Streptophyta; Magnoliopsida; Poales; Poaceae
Source: RefSeq, a predicted model, not a curated record
CCGUAACGGUUUUUGAUCCCCGUUCCGUUCCUCCGGUGAGCAGAGCAGUGCGCACGAGUUCCUCCUGCUGGAGCUGGACGAACGAGGCAUGGCAGCCAUGGAUGGAUUAAUCCCCAACUCCAAACUAACCCCCACCAUGUUUUCCGCCUGAUCAAGAUCAAUCCCCUCCAUGCAACAACCCAUCACCAUUGAUGCUCACUAUUUAGCGAGAGCCGAGAGAGAGAGGAGCAGCAGCAGCAGCCACGCCAAGAUCCGGGUGCGGAGGGAGGGAGAGGAUGGCGGAGAAGGGGAGGACGGAGAUGGAGGUCCGGCCCGGCGGCGUCGCCCUCAUCACCAUCUCCAACCCUCCCGUCAAUGCCCUCUCCAUCCACGUCUUGUAUAGCUUGAAGGACCACUAUGAAGAAGCACUUAGGAGGAAUGAUGUUAAAGCUAUUGUUGUCACAGGAAAAGGAGGAGUAUUUUCCGGGGGACUAGACAUUAAUACAUUUGGUGCUAUUCAGAGAAACAAAGCGGAGCAGCUAAAGGUUGAUUAUGUGUCCAUAGAUGUCAUGACUAAUACUCUUGAAGCUGCUGGAAAGCCAUCAGUAGCUGCUAUCAACGGUCCUGCUCUUGGUGGAGGGUUAGAAAUUUCCAUGGUAUGUCAAGCACGCAUUUCGAUUCCAACGGCUCAAUUAGGUCUUCCAGAGCUUCAACUUGGAGUGAUCCCUGCAUUUGGAGGAACACAACGACUUCCCCGCCUUGUUGGACUAACAAAAGCACUUGAAAUGAUGCUGAUGUCCAAGCCUAUUAAAGCCGAAGAGGCCCAUCAGCUGGCCCUCAUCGAUGCCAUAGUUUCACCUAAUGAUUUGCUGAAUACUGCCUGCCGUUGGGCCUUGGAUAUAUCCGAAUCUAGAAGGCCAUGGGUCCAUACCCUCAGUAGAACUGACAAGCUAGAGUCUCCUGAUGAGGCCAGGGAGAUCCUCAAGUUUGCCAGAGCUCAGGUUCAGAAGCAGGCUGCCAAUCUUCGGCACCCACUUGUCUGUAUUGAUGUUAUCGAGGAAGGUAUAGUUUCAGGACCCCAAGCUGGGCUACGGAAGGAAGCCAUUGCUUUCCAGGACCUUGUUUUCUCAGAUACAUGUAAAAGCUUGGUUCAUGUCUUUUUUUCACAGCGUGCGACAUCAAAGGUUCCUGGGAUCACAGACUUAGGUUUAAUGCCUAGGAAGGUAUCUAAAGUUGCCAUUGUUGGGGGUGGGCUUAUGGGUUCUGGGAUUGCAACUGCACUGAUGCUGAGUAAUUAUCCUGUUGUACUCAAAGAAGUAAACGACAAAUUCUUGGACGCAGGAAUUGACAGGAUCAAAGCAAAUUUGCAGAGUCGUGUGAGGAAUGGGAAAAUGACCAAGGAGAUAUACGAAAAAACGCUCUCACUUCUUACAGGUGUCGUUGAUUACGAGAGAUUCAAGGACGUAGAUUUAGUUAUUGAGGCAGUUGUAGAGAAUGUGAAGGUGAAGCAGCAAGUGUUUGCUGACUUGGAGCGGUACUGUCCUUCCCAUUGUGUACUUGCCACUAACACUUCUACCAUUGAUCUUGACCUGAUUGGAGAGAAGACAAACUCCCAAGAUCGCAUUGCCGGUGCGCACUUUUUUAGUCCAGCUCAUGUGAUGCCACUUCUGGAAAUAGUCCGCUCCAAUCAUACCUCACCACAAGUAGUUGUUGAUUUGCUGGAUGUGGGGAAGAAGAUCAAGAAGACACCAGUAGUGGUUGGGAAUUGUACCGGCUUUGCGGUUAACCGGAUGUUCUCUCCCUAUACUAGUAUAGCGCUCUUGCUUGUUGAUCGUGGAAUGGAUGUUUACAAGAUUGAUCAAGUUUGUACCGAAUUUGGGAUGCCAAUGGGUCCAUUCAGAUUGCUAGACCUGGUUGGGUUUGGAGUAGCUCUUGCCUCUGGCAUGCAGUACCUUGAGAACUCCCCCGGGAGUGUCGACAAGUCAAUGCUAAUUCCUCUCAUGUUUGAAGACAAAAGGACAGGCGAAGCCUCUCAAAAGGGAUUUUACAAGUAUGAGGGUAAUCGGAAGGCCAUCCCUGAUCCUGAUAUCUUCAAGUAUGUUGAGAAGUCAAGGAGAAUGGCUGGAACUGUGCCUGAUCUUGAGCUACUGAAGCUUGACGACAAGGAAAUAGUGGAGAUGGUGUUCUUCCCUGUUAUCAACGAGGCCUGCCAGGUCCUCAGUGAGGGCAUUGCCAACAAAGCCUCGGACCUCGACAUCGCCUCAAUCUUCGGCAUGGGAUUUCCACCAUACAGGGGUGGCAUCGUGUACUGGGCCGAUUCCAUCGGCGCAAAGCGCAUUCACGCAAGGCUAUCAGAGUGGGAGAUGAAGCAUGGCCAGUUGUUCAGGCCUUGCUCAUACCUGUCAGAAAGGGCAGCAGAAGGUGUUCCUCUGAGCUCCACCGCGAAGAACAAUGCCAAGGCCCGGAUGUGAGUCUGAUCUUACUGCCAUCAUGUGUUUUCCAGCCGAGAUUGAUGAAGAACAGUAAUAAUGCAGCCUCAGUCAGAGUUUCAGACUUCACUGGCUGCUGUGAAGUGUGGAGCAAAGAGAGUCAGGAGAUUGAAUAACAGUAUACAGUGUGUAUUAUCUAAAAAAUAACAGUAUAUAGUGUGUAUAGUGAGAAACCGUACGAAAUGUGUAUGAAAAGAGAGACCAAUUUACGCACAGAAUUCAUAUAUGAAUGUUAAAAAAAUUCAGAUCACUGGACGUGAUGACAUACUACAUGCAGCUCGGAUUCUUAUACGGCUGCUUAAAAGGCCUCAUUGAUUGGUGUAUAGAUCGAAAUUUUCUACUUGUUCAAA